AUGGCCCAACCUAUCCAAUUAACGGCUCCUAACCAGACCUCCUAUUUACAACCUACAGGACUAUUCAUCAACAAUGAAUUUGUUCCCUCCAUCUCCGGCGACACUCUCUCAACUGUCAACCCUUUCGAUGAAUCUGUGAUCGCCAGCGUCUCAUCCGCUGGUCCAGAGGACAUCGAUCUCGCCGUGGCCGCUGCUCGAAAUGCCUUCAAGUCGGAAGAAUGGCAGUCUCUGGCUGGGUAUGACCGAGGUCAACUAUUGACUCGCCUUGCAGACCUCUGCGAUCGCGACAAGCACAUUCUCGCCACAAUCGAUGCAUGGGAUAACGGCAAGCCAUACGAGCAGGCAUUGGGCGAGGACCUUGCCGAGGUCAUCUCUGUCUUCCGUUAUUACGGUGGCUGGGCAGAUAAGAUCCACGGGCAGACCAUCCCGACCAGCGAGGCCAAGUUGGCCUACACUAGAAAUGAGCCUAUUGGAGUGUGUGGACAGAUCAUUCCUUGGAACUAUCCUGUUAUGAUGGCGGCAUGGAAACUCGGACCUGCCCUUGCGUGUGGCAAUACCGUUGUCAUCAAAGCCGCCGAACAAACCCCGCUCUCAAUCCUGUACCUCGCUUCCUUGAUUAAAGAAGCUGGCUUCCCCGCCGGAGUGGUUAACGUUGUCAAUGGCCCCGGUGCCACUGCCGGCGCCGCUAUGGCAUCACACCUGGACGUGGAUAAGAUCGCCUUUACCGGAAGCACCAACACCGGAAAAGCCAUUAUGAAAGCGGCCGCUUCGAACCUUAAGGCCAUUACCCUCGAGACAGGCGGCAAGAGCCCCUUGCUCGUCUUCGAGGAUGCCAACCUCGACCAAGCAGUGAAGUGGUCGCACGUCGGCAUCAUGAGUAAUAUGGGUCAGAUUUGCACAUCCACUUCGCGCAUCUAUGUGCAGGAGAGCAUCUACGAGACUUUCGUCGAGAAGUUCAAGCAGUACACUAUUGAGAACUCCAUCGUCGGCAGCCAAUUCGAUCCCAAGGUGAACCACGGACCUCAGGUGUCUGCUGCGCAGAAGAGUCGCAUUCUGGGGUAUCUCGAGACUGCCAAGCGUGAAGGCGCACAGCUUGUUCUUGGAGAUGAUCAGCCUUCCUCGGAUGCCAAGGGUUAUUUCGUCAAGCCCAUUAUUUUCAAAGAUACCAAUCGCGAUAUGACCCCCGUGCGGGAGGAGGUCUUUGGUCCCUUUGUCGUUAUCCAGUCUUUCAAGGACCAAAAGGAUGCGAUUGAGAAGGCUAAUGAUACUGAGUAUGGACUCGGUGCCGCUCUAUUCACGGAAAACAUUACCCGUGCUCAUAAGGUCGCUUCCGCUAUUCAGGCUGGCAUGGUUUGGAUUAACAGUUCACAAGAUUCCCACUUUGCAAUUCCAUUCGGUGGAUACAAGCAGAGUGGUAUCGGGAGGGAACUGGGUGAAUAUGCCCUUUCGGCCUACACUCAAGUAAAGGCGAUUCAUGUGAACUUGGGGACUUGGCUUUAA
This is a messenger RNA of Penicillium concentricum, 1500 nucleotides long. Its product is annotated as Aldehyde/histidinol dehydrogenase. Gene Ontology annotation, molecular function: oxidoreductase activity, acting on the aldehyde or oxo group of donors, NAD or NADP as acceptor. Bases 1 to 1500 code for a protein of 499 amino acids. Lineage: Eukaryota; Fungi; Ascomycota; Eurotiomycetes; Eurotiales; Aspergillaceae. The record is from RefSeq and is a predicted model, not a curated record. The transcript has 5 exons.